Brassica oleracea var. oleracea is the source of this 620-nucleotide messenger RNA. RefSeq lists its product as uncharacterized. Bases 104 to 406 code for a protein of 100 amino acids. The record is from RefSeq and is a predicted model, not a curated record. Lineage: Eukaryota; Viridiplantae; Streptophyta; Magnoliopsida; Brassicales; Brassicaceae. The transcript is spliced from 6 exons.
GUUGUGUGUGUAUAUAUAAUUCUUAUCUCUCACCGUCUUCCUCAUAUUUCCAUGUCUCUGAAACUCUCUUAAGGACGAAAUAAAGGCAAAAGGUUCGAGCGAAAUGGCGACGAAGAAAAACAUAGUCGAUGAUGUCUUAUCCACUCAACAAGAAGAGUCUGCCUCUGGUGCAAACAAAUACCGUGGACUUGUGCUAAAGAAAAAACCUCUUAUCUCGCAGGAUCCUAAACGUACUUGGUUUGAUUCUGCAGACUGGGCUUUACACAAGCAAGAAGCAAGCCCAGAUAAAAGAACAAUAGCGGGAAUUGAGAAUUUGAAACCCAAAUAUUUUCAGAGAACACCUAGCAAGGAACUUCCCCCUACCUUUGCAUAUGGACAAGAGAAUCAGACAGAUUCGAGCGUUUAGGGUGCAACGCAAAAAGGGUUUGACGUGGAAAUGGAACGUGAUUCGUUUGGUGUGAGCCUACUCACCUGUUUCAUGUUUCCAUAAAAGCUCUUAUGCAGUUGUUAUGUUUUGGCUCUUGGUUAUAAAUGUUUAUCGUUUCAAUAAAUGAUGCAGACAUUGACAUUUGUUGCUGCUUCUUUAUUUUCUUUCUCUUUAAUAUCUAAACCUUGGUGGG